Molecule: messenger RNA, 1422 nt
Organism: Neoarthrinium moseri
Lineage: Eukaryota; Fungi; Ascomycota; Sordariomycetes; Amphisphaeriales; Apiosporaceae
Exons: 5
Coding region: 1-1422 (473 amino acids)
Biological process (GO): cellular response to ionizing radiation; DNA replication checkpoint signaling; mitotic intra-S DNA damage checkpoint signaling
Cellular component (GO): checkpoint clamp complex
Source: RefSeq, a predicted model, not a curated record
AUGCCCCUACUCAAAUUCACCUUGAGCGAGGAGGGUGUCAGCGCUCUGCGCGAAGCUCUGGCCUGCCUCAAUAAGUUCAGCGAGGAAGUGUCUCUCGAAGCUACGAAGGAUAAACUGGUUUUUACCGCGUUGAACUCAUCCAAGUCUGCUUAUGCGUGCUUCUCCUUCACCACCAAUCGUUUCUUUUCUCGAUAUCAAUUCGAAGGCGCAGCACAAAACAGAAGCAAGUUCUUCUUCGUCGCACCUCCUAAUGUGACGCAGGCCCUUCUAUCCCUCUUCCGUGCUCGUAGCGGAGAUCCUUUCCACGAGCAUGAGAAGGACACUACCAUUGAGCGUUGUGAUGUCGCCGUUGAAGAUGAAGCUGGGAAGAACAGCAGAUUCAUUGUCAAGAUUAUCUGCAGAAAUGGAAUGACCACGAAAUAUCGACUGCCUUUCGAGGUCAGUCCGCCGACUCAUGCAAAGUUCAACAAAGUCGAGGCCACGAACAAGUGGACCAUGGCAUCUCGUACUUUGCGCCAGCUGAUGGACCAUUUUGGGCCGGGGAUCGAAUUCCUUGAUAUCCACUCUGAAGACGACCAAACCGUUAAUUUUACAUGCUUCACCGAGAAGGUAGCCCAAGGCGAUGGUGAGCUCUUAUGUUCCCGAUUCCCUGCAGCAAGCUUACGUAUCUUUCUACAAGAGGUGCUCAAGAAGCCCCUUCAUACUUCGAUCGCUAUAGAGCGCGAUGAAUUCGAGGCUUUCGAAGUCGCGGAAGAGAAUUUGCACAUCGUCAUCAGUGUUAAAGACUUCCGAGCUAUUACACAACAUGCAGCUCCCCUCUCAAGCGGGAUCACUGCAGUGUACUCCACAGCCUCUCGGCCGAUGCAACUGAGUUAUGAAGGUGAUGGCCUCAAAUGCGAAUUUCUCCUCAUGACUGUCGGUGGCGAGCGCGGAGACUCUGGCCAGAAAGCAAAAAAGGCAAGAGCGAAUGCCAAGGGUCCGCGGCCAAACCAACUCGAGGCUGCUACUAGUAGAGCGACCUCACGGGCUCUUACCCCGGCUCAAGAUGCUGCUCCGGCAGGACGGAGUUCCACACGACCAGAUCCUGUCCCAUCAUUACGCCCACCGGUAACUAGGCUGUCUCAAAGGCCCCCUCCGCCUACCUUUGAAGACGAUUCACUGUUUGUCCCGCAAGACAAUGAUAACCAGUGGGAUCCAGUCAAUCUCAACGAAGAUGAAGAAGAGGAGAAUGCUAGGCUGGAAUGGAACGCAAGUGCUCCGCAGACCUCCACUGCACCAAAUAUGAGAUCAGUCAUGGCUCAGCAAGCCGCCUCUCAUGGCGGCUUUGCGGGUGAUGAACCAGACCAGACCCCAGCUCCAUCAGAUUUCGAGCCCACUCAGCGUAUCUCGCAGGUCCGGAAAUAUGGUCUGUUUGGAGAUUGA